GAUGUGCAAUCUAAUCUGUACGAGUGAGUGUUAAUGCCAGAGUUCCUUGGAGGUCGUCAUUAGCGGAGGUAAAUAAUGUACAGUACCUGAUAGCCGAACAAAAGAAGCGUGAAACUGCCACCUUAGCAGAAAGUGAAAUCCCUCUCCGGCGUGUGCAAGCGCAGCCCUCCCGAGGGAGACGCCAGCAGCGACAGACAUCAUCAGCUUGGAUUCGAGUCUCGCGCUGCACACCUGGCCAUCAUGUCCAUCUUCCCGCUCUCACGUCCACGCAAACAGCGUAAGAAGAAAGUGCACCCAGGAUUAUUUCAGGCUGGAGAUCCGCAUACUACUGACAGCACAACGCCUUCAGAAUUCUGUAGCUGUGUUUUGCAUCAGGCAUUUGAACAUACAGACAUUUCAAAAGCAAAGGGUUCAAGUCAGAUAUUUGGAAAACAGGAAGACGCACUAUUAACAAUCAACAAAGAGGCACUCAAGGAAAGAAUCCAGCCUGUUAAUCUUCUGCAAGACAAGUCUUUUCUUCCUGAAGACCCCAUCUUACUCACAGAAGUAAAGGAAAUGAGCUGUGAAACUGAAGUCCUUCGGUGUACGUUGACAAGAGUCCCAGACACAGAAGAACUUCUGAAAAAAAUAAAGAUUCCUUUGGGGUUUAUAUUUUAUCCAUUUCAAAAUUCAACGUCUACUCUGGUUACUGAUCAGACACUGCCACAGUGUCUUGCCUGCCAUACCUACAUUAAUCCAUGGGUCACUUUUGCAGACCAUCACUCCUGGAAGUGUAGCAGCUGCAUGAAACUAAACAUGAGUGCACCAGAGCUGCUCCAUACUUUUCAAGGCAGCAUCCAGGACUCCUCAACACUAACUGGGAUGAAGCAUGUGGCUGUAGACUUUCCUGCACAUCCUGACUCUGUGGAUAAAACUCCACAGACAAUAAAAUACCUGUUUGUAUUUGAUGUCAGCCAAAAUGCUAUCCGCACAGGCUACCUGAAGAUUAUUUGCCCCAUUUUACUUGAAACUUUGAAUAUUUUAUCAGAAAAUUCACAGGCACAAAUUGGAUUUAUUACCUUUGACAGUACUGUUCAUUUCUAUGAUCUUGAAUCAAGUCAUUUUCGCCCUUUGAAUUUAGCAAAGACAGACACCAAAGCCUGUGGAGAAGAAAAGUUAUUGGUGAAUCUGCUUGAAUAUAAAGCGAUUGUAGGUCAAUUCUUGGAAGAACUUCCCAUAUUCUUUGAGGAUACUACAGACACCCUCUGUGCUUUGGGUCCUGCAUUACUGGCAGCUCAGAAGCUACUUUCACCCACUGGAGGGCGCCUUUCUGUGUUUUUGUCCCAGCGGCCGAAUACUGGAUGUGGUGCUUUACACAUGCCAGGCAGAAGCUGCUGCAAAACUGCUGCCUCGGGCCUUCAGAGACCCUGUGUUACUUCAGAUUUCUACAAAGAUCUAGCCCUUGAAUGCUGCUUACAACAGAUAACUGUAGAUCUUUUCUUACUCAGUCGUCAAUUCUCAAACUUGAACUCUUUGUACUUUCUUUCUAGGUUCACAAAUGGCUCUCUGUACUAUUACCCAGCUUUUCACUCAGUUCGUAGUCAAGAGCUGUGUGAGAAGAUUCAGAAGGAGUUUCAUCUUUACUUAAGUCGCUCUGUUGGUGCUGAGGCUGUGCUUAGAGUAUCCUGCACAAAAGGGCUUAUUAUAGAAAACUGUCUUGGCAACUGUGUCCAGCAAUCUCCGGGUGUCUUCUGCUUGCCUACUGUUACUCCAGACACUCAGUUUGCCCUGCAGAUGUCAAUCAGCAAAUGUCUGUUGACCAGCUCCUCUCUCGUCUUCCAGUCAUGUUUGCUCUAUACAUCUUGCAAAGGGGAGCGACGUGUGAGAGUACUGACUUGGUGUUUGCCCACAGCGAAAACUCCGAGUGAGGUUUAUGCCGGGGCAGAGGUGGAGGCAAUCGUGGGAAUUCUUUGUUACACUGCAGUUGAUAUGUCUGUUAAACACAGCAUGGCAAAUGCAAAGGAAAACUUGGUGAACACUGUGACUGGCAUUCUGUCUGCCUACAGACUGGCAACUUCAAACCAGCAUGCCAACUCUCUACUAAUUCCCCGAGGGUUACAGCAUUUGCCACUGUAUACACUUUCACUCCUGAAACAGCUAUUUUAUCAUACAGAACCUGACCAAAGUUGUGACGAGCGAAUGUUUAUAAUGUACAGCCUAAAGACACUGCCAUUAAGUUCUGCUCUGAAAGUGCUGAAGCCCGACCUCUACCGCAUCGACCCAUUCUUAAGUGAGGACUUUGUGUCACCAGCUGAGAACCAGUUACCAUUCGUGCGGCUUCAUCUGUCAGCAACAAGUUUUUGUGAACAAGGUGUCUUUUUCAUGAACUGUGGCAGUGUUUUCUACAUUUGGGUUGGACGACUUAGCAAACUCAGCUUUCUGAAGAAUACUUCAGGAGCCUCUAAUGUUGCAUCUUUUCCUCUUAGUAAGCACUCAGAGGUGAAUAGUGUGGCUUCUAAAGUACUUUUCAAGUUUGUGGAAUCUCUUCGCACUGGGAAAUCUGUGUUUCCAGUCUGCUACAUCAUAAGGAGUGACCGUUCAAGCAGUUCUGCCUUUGAUCAUCAUCUUGUGGAAGACCGGAGUGAAUCCUCCCUCUCUUAUGUUGAAUGGCUACAGCUACUGUACCAAAAAGUCUAUAAAUAAAUCUGUCUUCACAGCAAAUGUAACAGAAGGUGUCAUACAGAAUACUGGCUGUCAACUGUUUUGUCUGGAAAAGUAAUUUUGAAACAUUAUCUAUUCCUAACUCUUAUUUACUGUUGGUGUGUAUUUGUAUUGUGUUAUUAUUGGCUACACUUUAGUUUAGGUACUACAUCUAUUUGUCAUUUACUCUUAUGUAACAAGACCUUAACAAACACUUCUUU
This is a messenger RNA of Polypterus senegalus (gray bichir), 2900 nucleotides long. Its product is annotated as protein transport protein Sec24A-like. Lineage: Eukaryota; Metazoa; Chordata; Cladistia; Polypteriformes; Polypteridae. The transcript is spliced from 21 exons. Gene Ontology annotation, cellular component: endoplasmic reticulum exit site; COPII vesicle coat. Gene Ontology annotation, biological process: COPII-coated vesicle cargo loading; intracellular protein transport; endoplasmic reticulum to Golgi vesicle-mediated transport. Gene Ontology annotation, molecular function: SNARE binding; zinc ion binding. The record is from RefSeq and is a predicted model, not a curated record. Bases 241 to 2682 code for a protein of 813 amino acids.